UGCAGCUAUGUGACAUUAGAGCUUACAGAAGAAUUGUUAAAUGUCUCGGGUUUUCUCAAUUGGAGGAGUUCAAGCUUGUGGUUGGGUCUCUAAACGAAUAUGACACCUCACAAUUAUUUGAGAGAACUAGUUUAGUUAUAAACAUGAAUUAUGGAGGAAGGAACCUUUCAGAAGCGGAGAUCACCGAAUUGAUUCCGAGAAAUGUGAUGCAGUUAGUAAUUGAGUAUUCUGAUAUAAAACGCUUCUCUUUGCACUUACUGGAUGGAAUGUGCUUGAAAACUUGUGAUAUCAAAUGGUGUUUCGGGAUGGAAUGCAUUCUGGAAAGUGAGGAGAACAAUUUGUCACAGUUAGAGAGAAUGAAACUAUAUGAUUUGCCAAAACUGAGGAUGAUAUGCGGGGAAGUUGUGAAACCAGGUACUCUAAAGAACCUGAAGAGUAUUCAUGUUGAAAGAUGUGGCUCACUGAAAUUUCUGUUCCAAAAGCAGCUCAUCCUCGAACUUAAAAGUCUUGAAGAAAUUAGCAUCGUUGAUUGCCGAGCAAUGGAAGAAAUUAUUGAAGGAGAGAGGAAUACAAACGCUGAAGGCAGCAGCCAUGCAGCCGAAGUGAUCCUUCCAAAAUUGAAGACCUUGAAAUUGCAUUAUUUAGAAAACCUGAAAAGCAUAUACAAUGGGCACAUUCAAUGUGAUUCUCUACGCACCAUUGAAGUUGGUCGCUGCAAAGCUCUAAAGAAAUUGCCUCUGGGUCUGUUCGGAAUAGAGGAAGGUCAGCAAAUAUCACCAUCAUCUGCUCUUGAACAAAUAAGGUGUGAUGAACAAUGGUGGGAAUCGCUUCAGUGGGACCAACCCCAAGCUAAGUAUCUCCUUCAACCGUACCUUGUCAAUCCCCAUAGCAGCAGGGACAGGUUUGCUCCAAGCAGCCGUAAUACAGCGUGAAGGAGUUAAUGUUGAAGUUUGUAUAAUAUUUGAUAUGAAGAAAAGGAAAUAUCGUGUGCGCCCCUGUUAUUGGAGUGUUGGCUUGUUUCUUCCAACUUUAUGGUGAGACUAAAGUGAAUUUUAAAGCUAUUUUCAUAUUUCUUUGUGAGACUUGCUGUUAACCAUAUGCUUUAAGAAUGAUUUGGUUUCUUUGUCAAA
This is a messenger RNA of Neltuma alba, 1130 nucleotides long. Its product is annotated as disease resistance protein RPS2-like. Lineage: Eukaryota; Viridiplantae; Streptophyta; Magnoliopsida; Fabales; Fabaceae. The record is from RefSeq and is a predicted model, not a curated record. The transcript has 2 exons. Bases 144 to 932 code for a protein of 262 amino acids.